GUGAGGCAGCUCUCCGCAGGCGCUGACGGGGCGCAUCCUUGCUCCACAGAACUGGAGGAGCUCUGUCUGGUCCGGUGUGAGAUCCCUCCGGGCUUCCCAGCUGAAGCCAAGCACCCCGCGCGGCCAGGAGCGAGGAUGGAGUGGCUGGUGUUGAGGAGGCUCUUCUGUCAUCUGUCUACCUUCCAACUGAUUUGGUUCUUGGCUGCCAUGAUGUUAUGCAGGGCACAAGUGGACACCCAAGAUGUAAGAGAGUUGCUGAACGCACCUGCUUCUUUAAGAUGCUCUCUGCAAAAUCCCCAGGAAGUUUUGAUUGUGACAUGGCAAAAAAUCAAGGCUGUUAGCCCAGAAAACAUGAUCACCUUUAGCCAGAACCAUGGGGUUGUAGUCCAGCCUGCCUAUAAGGACAAGAUAAACAUCACCCAGCUGGGACUCAUGAACUCAACCAUUACCUUCUGGAAUACCACCUUGGAAGAUGAAGGGUGUUACAAGUGCCUCUUCAAUACCUUUGGUUCUGGGAAGAUCUCAGGAAUAGCCUGCCUCACUCUCUUUGUACAGCCCACAGUAUUCCUUCACUAUAAAUUAUCUGAAGACCACCUAAAUAUCACUUGCUCUGCCAAUGCUCGCCCAGCCCCUAUGAUCUCCUGGAAGGUCUCUGGCUCAGAGAUUGAGAACAGUACUGAGAUUCUCUCACACCCCAAUGGGACAACGUCUGUCACCAGCAUCCUCCAGAUUAAAGACCCCAAGAGUCAGGUGGGGAAGGAGGUGAUCUGCCAGGUACUGCACCUGGGGACUGUGACCGACUACAGGGAAACUGUGACCAAAGGCUUUUGGUUUUCAGUUCCACUAUUGUUAAGUAUUGUUUCCUUGGUAAUUCUUCUGGUCUUAAUUUCAAUCCUACUAUACUGGAAACAUCGUCGGAACCAAGACCGAGAGCCAUAGAAGAGUCACACAGAACCCUGAAAGUUAUUCCCUGGUCUACUUGAAUCUGACUCAGGAGGCAAGCAGGAGAAAGAGGGUCAUUCUCCAAGGAACCUAAAAGAGCAAAAGAAGUUGGAGUCAAAGGCCUAAGAAUUUCAAGAUUUUCUACUGCCAUCUAGGCUACCCAAUGCUUCUGUGAGUUCCAAGAGGAAGUCAUUUUACCUCUCAGGUCUGUUGUAGGACUUGAUUUUGUAAAACAAUGCAGUGUUGUGCUUUUGAAAGGGUACUGGACUUAGAAUCAGGGGCCACCGCUCAGAGGCUGACUUUGACUCCGACUGGUGGCAACUCUAUGUUAAUCACUAUCUCAAUGAGCUUCCACGUUUGCAUACAGAAAAUUAAGGAUUUGGACCAAAUAAUUUGCCAUUCUGCUCUAAAACUGGUUGUAAUUCCAGGGAAAAAAAAAAGGAAUAAACAAAGAGAAAAGAAAUGAAAAAGAGAGAGAAGAAUACAGGAAGGUAGGGACCAAAGAACUUUUCUGAGACUACCUUUUGCCUUUCUGUGGCUAUUCCACCUCUUCUUCCCUUCUUCUUUGGUCCGUAAGUCUAUUUCCUCGUCACUUGGUAUCUAGUCCACCGCCUGCUUACUGUUUUGCUAAUAACUGGUCUUUCUAGAACCCUCAGUUUCACUGCUAUUCUUCAUGUACUUCUGUGAUAUUUACCACAGUGGAAGUGGAACUGAAUUUAUUGUGAAGUAACAUUGACAACCUUAACUUUACUUAUCUGUUUUUAUAGCAGACUAAAUAUUAUUAGUCUUAGCAGCUCGCAUUUUUAA
Messenger RNA from Eubalaena glacialis (North Atlantic right whale), 1749 nucleotides. It is a transcript of the gene CD200, whose product is annotated as CD200 molecule. Gene Ontology annotation, molecular function: cell-cell adhesion mediator activity. The record is from RefSeq and is a predicted model, not a curated record. The transcript is spliced from 6 exons. NCBI's taxonomy places the organism in Eukaryota, Metazoa, Chordata, Mammalia, Artiodactyla, Balaenidae. Gene Ontology annotation, biological process: negative regulation of macrophage activation; regulation of immune response. The coding region runs from base 136 to 939 and encodes 267 amino acids.